AUGCUUAGUCCCAAGCUCAAUGACGAAGACGUAGAGAAGAUGUUUGAAAUUAUGAAUGGGAUUUAUAAGGCUGCCAUGGAAUUGGAGACUCAUUUCAUAAGUGUUUCAAAAUCUGUCAACAAACAAAAUGAAAAGAUAGCCAUAGGAGAGGAGAUUUUGAAGCUGGCAUCGAAGAAGAUGGAGCAAACGAAGGUUAUGGCUCAGAAAACCCAACAUUUGAAACGGGAGAAAGAUAAGAGAAAUUGUUUCAUAACGACAGUAGUGAUCCUGGUAAUGAUCCUGGGUGUUGGCUGUUCAGUCGGUUAUCUCUGGUCUCUGUUUGAUAGGCAAAUUAUUAGAUGA
This is a messenger RNA of Helobdella robusta, 342 nucleotides long. RefSeq lists its product as hypothetical. NCBI's taxonomy places the organism in Eukaryota, Metazoa, Annelida, Clitellata, Rhynchobdellida, Glossiphoniidae. The coding region runs from base 1 to 342 and encodes 113 amino acids. The transcript is spliced from 3 exons. The record is from RefSeq and is a predicted model, not a curated record.